AUGAAACAAAACAAUUCUGAAAUCAAAAACAUUCAGGUGAUCCAACUGAAGAACAUCCCAGUGAACACGAAUUGGACUGGUGUCACCGUUUUGUGCCAAGCCAACUACAAUGGUCAACCCGUCGACUCGUCGCCGGCUGUUGUUGAUGUGAAAUUUCUCCGACAACCGCAUGUCGUUGACUCAAACGGCAAUCACCUGUGCAAUUGCAGAAUAAUGGAAACAGGCACUUUCUCCGCGUGUGGGUUGGGUGUCUCCAAUGGAAGUGAAAAGGAAGCCGCCGUCCCUCACACUCAGCGGAAUGGUUUGUUGAUCGAGUGGGAAGAAUUG
Mesorhabditis belari is the source of this 327-nucleotide messenger RNA. Lineage: Eukaryota; Metazoa; Nematoda; Chromadorea; Rhabditida; Rhabditidae. The record is from the annotation of a GenBank genome assembly.